AUGCCGAACGCGGUAACGCAGAUGCUCACCGAAGUGCGUACGGAAUAUGUUAUUGGUACCGCCAUCUUCGUGAUCCGAUUGUUUUGCAAAUGGAAAACGAGAAAAUGGUGGUGGGAUGAUGCAUUCGCCGUGUCAGCCUGGGUCUGGUUCACUUUGCUGUACUCAAUGGAAGAGUAUCUCGUCUUGGUCGGCGCCCCUGCAGCGAUGGACCAGGCCAUGCGAGAAUCGUUCACUGACGAGCAGCGCGAAAACUUGAGGAAAGGGGGCAUCGCGAUGUUCGCAUCCUUCUAUCUCCUCAUACUCCUGACUUGGAGUUUCAAAGGCAUGCUCAUCGCCAUGUUCCUCCGACUCACAGGUGAAUUGGCGAUCCAUCGAUAUGUCAAGAUCGUGGCCGGCGUCUCACUGACAACUUUGAUUGCUGCACUAUUGACUGAGACUCUCCAUUGCCUUCCGAUCGAACGAAACUGGCAGAUUCUUCCUGACCCGGGGAUCGAAUGUUCUGCUGGUGUCAACACCAAUAUCGUCAUAGCUGUUGGUAAUGUCCUUACUGAUGUGCUACUUCUUGCUGUACCUCCUAUUAUCAUGAGGAACCUUAGGAUGCCACUUUGGAGGAAACUUCGCAUCCUCUUCCUUCUUUCGCUUGGACUCUUCGUCAUUGGAAUGAGUCUUGCUCGCUGCAUCAUGACCGUUGGAAAUCCGAAAACCGUCAACACCAGCUCCAUGUGGGCUCAGCGAGAAGCAAUUGUAACCAUCUUCGCCGUGAACGCGCCGAGCCUCAACGUCCUAUUCAAGCGCGAGACGUGGUCAACCCAUCGCAGCAGUUCUGGCUACAUCAGAGAUACAAGUGGCAGCGACAAGAAAAAGCCGGCAAGAUUUGAAGCAUACACGAUGACCAAUUUUGAGACAAGUAGUAAAGGAAGUACGUCCGAUCUUGUCAAACCCAACCGAGUCGCUGGUGUAGAGACACAUAUCAGCCGCAAUGCCACCGAGGUGUAG
This is a messenger RNA of Neoarthrinium moseri, 996 nucleotides long. RefSeq lists its product as uncharacterized. The record is from RefSeq and is a predicted model, not a curated record. The coding region runs from base 1 to 996 and encodes 331 amino acids. Lineage: Eukaryota; Fungi; Ascomycota; Sordariomycetes; Amphisphaeriales; Apiosporaceae. The transcript has 4 exons.